Messenger RNA from Closterium sp. Naga37s-1, 1818 nucleotides. The record is from the annotation of a GenBank genome assembly. Lineage: Eukaryota; Viridiplantae; Streptophyta; Zygnematophyceae; Desmidiales; Closteriaceae.
AUGGCGAACUCGGCCCCGCUUUGUCCUCCCUUUCCCAAAUCUCCACCUUUUCCAUCCCGGCCAUGCCCCCCCUCCCCCUCCCUCCCUGCAGUGCCCUUCAGGCAGGGAGGCCACGCACACAGCUCCCACUCCGGCCAUCCCCAGGCCUGGUUCACUCAGUACGGCGAGCUCGGCCCCGCCCUGUCCUCCCGCUCCUCCACCCUGCCCUUCAGGCAAGGCGGCCACGCACACAGCUCCUACUCCGGCCAUCCCCAAGCGUGGUUCACACAGUACGGCGAGCUCGGCCCCGCCUUGUCCUCCCGCUCCUCCUCCCGUUGCCCUUACACCCCUCUCCUGCCCCUCCGCGUGUCCUCCCACCUCCGUGUCUGUUUUGCAGUGCCCUUCAGGCAGGGAGGCCACGCACACAGCUCCUAUUCCGGCCAUCCCCAAGCCUGGUUCACUCAGUACGGCGAACUAGGCCCCGCAUUGUCCUCCCGCUCCUCCACCCGCUCCUCCCGAGCCUCCCGCUCUUCUCCCCUCUCCUCCUCUUUCUCUUCCUCCUCCUCCCCACUCUCCUCCUCUCUCCCUCCCUCUCUCGAUUCCUCGGGCCCUGAAGCCCCUCAGGAUUAUGCUUAUUACUCGCAAACGUAUAAGUACCUGAACCAGCACUCAGCAGCUCUCCUCUGGUAUCGGGACCGCACCCAGGGCAUGGGGAGGCUGAACCUUAUAGCGGGGAUGGCAGGCCUGUACGUUGUCUGGUCAUACCUCAAGGUCCUCCCGGCACUGCACAGAUUCCGCCUGCUCUCCGCCACCAAUGCUCACUUCUUCAACCUCUCAGUCGUGUGCGCUCUGUUUUUCCCCUCCUUACUCCCCCCCCUCAAAUGGUCCGUUGUAUUAAUUCAGCAGGGGUACAGACAUGCAGUUCUAUCCAUGGUCUGGCCAUACCUCAAGGUCCGCCCGGCGCUGCACAGGUUCCGCCUGCUCUCCGCUGCCAACGCUCGCUUCUUCAACCUCUCGCUUGUUUGCGCCGACCGCAAGGAUUACCCCAACUUGUAUCCUCCUCUCAAGGGAGGCAGAGUCAAGUUCGCCCAGAUCAGCAGUGAUGCAGGCUACCUCGUCCGCCCAUCCUACAUCCGCUCACUCCUACCCGCUCCAGGCGAGCAAAUCUACUUUCUCGUGGAUUUCUCCUCUCUGCCCUCCCUCACUCUUCUCACAUUCACCCUCUUCACCCUUCCCGGAACUCCCUCACUCUUCCUUACAUCCCCCCUUACUUCCCCCAAACAGAUCAGCAGCGACGCAGGGUACCUCGUCCGCCCAUCCUACAUCAGCAGUGAUGCAGGGUACCUCGUCCGCCCAUCCUACGUUCGUUCACUCCUACUCGCACCAGGGGAGCGAAAGGACAUUCUUGUGGAUUUCUCCUCUCUGCCCUCCUUCUGCCGGGACGUGAUUAACCCUCUGCCCCCAAUCAAUCUGUCCCAGGCAGCACAGCACCUGUGGAAGAUGCUUGUAUCGGUUAAAGACGCCCAAGCUGAGAAUCCCCUUCCCCGCAUCAAUCUGUCCCAGGCAGCACAGCACAGGUGGAAGAUGCUGGUUUCGAACCCCCUUCCUCCGAUCAAUCUGUCCCAAGCAGCACAGCACAGGUGGAAGAUGCUUGUAUCGUUUAAAGACGCACAAGCUGACGCCCCUCUUCGUGUACUCAUCGACAAUGCGGGCUUUAAGGAUGCGCCCACUGAAGCGCCCAGAGUGGGGACAUACGAGGUGUGGCAUAUAGUCAACCUCUCCCCCAUCGCCCACCCCAUCCGCAUCCCCCUGGCACUCCACUGCCCCAUCUCCAACUGA